AUGCCUUCCGCAUUCCUGUGGUUUUUCCAGCUCUUCUUUUUCGCGCUUCUCGCCAGCAGCGCUGGGCUUGUGCACCACGGCCAGGGAACCGGCCUGGCACAGGCACCAGAGGCGUGCCCGCUGUCGAGCGCGAACUCAACUGCGCACCUUCGUGGGAGGAACGCCUCUGGACCGCAGUAUUGUCCUGAAGGCGGCAUCAAGGCUGCGCGGACACCACUCCAGAUCUUUGCUGCCAAGACAAGCUUUGCAGAAGUUGGAUAUACUCGCAAGCGAAGUCAUGGCGUCACACUCCUGGUGCGAGGUCUGCUAUACGAACAGGUCGUCGAAGGCUGCAUUCUGCCAAACGUGUGGGGGCAAACUGCAGCCGUACACCACAGCCUCGGCUUGGACGGAAUCACCGAGGCGAAGGGCUAUCUCACCGCGUUCACCACGGAGAAGACAGCAACCUUUCGGCAUUCGGCAGCCGGGCAAAGGCAAGCCGCCGUGGUCGCAAAAGCAGAACAAGGGCAAGGAGAAGGGAACGAAAUCGAAUCCCUCCAACGACGAGACGCCAGCCAAGGCAGCGUCAAGUGCACCACUGGCACCCACGAUGACGGGGUUGCCACCGCCACCGACUGCACCGACGAUGACCUUCACGAGUACAUCGUCAACGGCAGCUGCUCCACCGUCGGCAGACAGACUGGCGCUUCAGCAGUUGCUCUCGGUGAUGUGCAGGAGUCAGCAGUGGAAGCCAAGGCCCUCCACAAGGCAGUGUCGGCCCAACAGAAGGCCCGACAGGAAUUGGCACGCGUACGUGCUGCUCGAGCCAACUAUCUGGCGGGUUGGAGUGCCUACCUGGGACAAAUACAGGAGCUACUGCAGAAACAGGCCGAAGAUCACGAACAAGUUUUGCAGGGACUGGACGAUGGAGAACUGCAAUGGACGGCGAGUUUGUCCACAGCCUCGAUUACGUUGCAAUCGAAAGUUGGAGCGACGGUCGGCGCCGAAGCUCUGGAAGGACUGGACGCCGAGGUUCUGGCAGAGGCACAGGCCGAAGCGACGGAAGCCAAAGUGGACGACCAGAUAGCCCUGGAGCAAGCACUCAAGAAACAGCGCACCCUGCAGAAAGAGUCGACGCAGGGACUCCUAGCUGCUGUGGAACAAGCCAGAGCAAAAGCGGAGACGGACGCAGCUGCUGCGGACAAGGAAAGGGACAGGACACCCCGCCGGAAGCUCCGGCCGCAGCCGGCACCCCACGAGCCGAUCAAUGUGUCCGACGGCGAAGAUCCGACAAAGCAGCCCCCUGGCAAGGCCUGA
Molecule: messenger RNA, 1296 nt
Organism: Symbiodinium natans
Lineage: Eukaryota; Dinophyceae; Suessiales; Symbiodiniaceae
Source: the annotation of a GenBank genome assembly